Molecule: messenger RNA, 1475 nt
Organism: Puccinia graminis f. sp. tritici CRL 75-36-700-3
Lineage: Eukaryota; Fungi; Basidiomycota; Pucciniomycetes; Pucciniales; Pucciniaceae
Exons: 2
Coding region: 24-950 (308 amino acids)
Source: RefSeq, a predicted model, not a curated record
AUCUCAACCAUCAAACAGUCAUCAUGACUUCUGUUACGAGAACCCAUCCAAUCCCAUCACCCUCGAUCGAUCACAAUCCUCUCAAACAAGCAGUCACGAAGACUUGGAACGGCUUCGGUCUGGAUAAACAGGUCAUCAAGAACUUAGAAAAGCUUUCACUCGUCCCAGAGGAAAUUCAUAAACGAAUCAUUCUGUCGAUCCUCAAAGCCGACCAUCUCGAGAUCAUCGUACCACCAGAUAGUCAUACCACCACCGCAAUCCAAGCCGCACUGAUCAGCUAUCUCAUAACCUCCUCCUCAAACGAUCACACUCCAGCUCCAACUCAGACCUCGCCGAUGGUCUUAAUCUUAUGUAUGAACACUCACUCAGUCGAGCGACAUACACUGGUAUGCAAACAACUAGGAACGGAUAUCGGAGCACUCGACUUGGAAGAUAUCAACCAUUCUGAAUGUCUGAGUACUGACUUGGAGAUCGCCAGAAGAUCCGUGGACUCGCCGAUCUGGAUCACCACUCUGCCAAGAGCUGGGCUCCUGCUCCAACAACAGGCCCUCUCCCUCAACCGACUCUCGAUCCUCCUCCUCGACCUACGCCAUUCCAACCAUCUCAACCAUCACACCCUCGCCGAACUAGAGCCCCUCAUCAACUCCCUCGGCCCCCACGUCCAAUUGAUCUUCUUGAUCAGCCUCAACACCCGCGUCUCGCCCGCACUCUCUCAAUCGAUCACUCAGAAGAUGGAGUCCUCUAUCAGGAUUAAUCUCUCCAAUCAGAACACACCCGCUCUCACGCCUACCUCCCUAAGUCCCACCCCAUCUCACUCCGUCUCUCAGAUCCCUUCCCCUCCAUCUUAUGUCACCUCUACCAACUCAAUCAAAGUCAACACUCAAGAUGACUAUCAAGCCAUGACCACCUUCAACGACCAACUCAAAACACAUCACAAACCAAACUCUUGAUAAACAUAAACAUCUUCCUUUUUUUUAAUAAAAAAAAAGAAAUACAUAGACAGAACAUUCUCUAUACCAAUUCAACAUCCACCCAAAAAUCAAAACACUUCAGAUCUAUCUUAAGCCGUGUCAAUCUCUCCCUCUUCUUGAUUAAAUCAAAACUUCACAAACCGAAGAAUUCCUUGCAGUUUCCCUUCAAUUUCUCAUGAAUCAUGUAUUCCAAUCAUCCAUUGUUUAUGAUUAUCUUCAUCUGUCAGCUUGAAAAAACAAAAAUCAAUACACCAAUAAAAAAAACUCAUGUUUCAAAUUCAAACUCACAUAUAUGCACAUGUUGUCCUUUGAUUUUUUUUUUUCUCUCAUAAAUCAUCGUCACUUGAUCUAAAUAUCUGUAAUACUUAUAAUGUACUUUUAAUUUUUCCUAUUUUCCUGUUGAUUGAAUAGUCCUCACUUCCUGAUGAAACAAACUCCAAAACUUCGAUCCUUUUUUUGUUUGGCAUAGACAAUUUCUCAUUAGUCCUUGACGUCCAUGUAAAC